Messenger RNA from Fusarium venenatum, 924 nucleotides. RefSeq lists its product as uncharacterized. The record is from RefSeq and is a predicted model, not a curated record. NCBI's taxonomy places the organism in Eukaryota, Fungi, Ascomycota, Sordariomycetes, Hypocreales, Nectriaceae. Gene Ontology annotation, cellular component: nucleus.
AUGUUUCAGACUAUCGCAUUUGUCACUGGAUCAACUGGCCAACAGGGCGGUGCUACUGCUCGCGAGCUUCUGAUUGCCGGGGUCAAAGUUCAUGCACUUGUUCGAGAUCCGUCAUCCAAGUCCGCCAUGGAGCUUCAACGCUUGGGGGCGCAUUUGUUUCCUGGGAAUUUCGAUAACCUAUCCUCUCUGACGACUGCGAUGAAGGGCGCUACCGCCGUGUUUCUAAACGUGUCGCCAUCGCGUCCUGACACCCAUCAAGAGGUGAUUCAUGCGAAGAAUAUCAUCGACGCUGCUGUUUCAUCCGGAACAGUCACUAGCAUUGUCUAUUCCAGUGUAUCAAUGACAGGAAAGCACGAGAGCUUCCCACACUGGGGACUUGAGCACCCCAUGGCGUGGUAUUGGCUAAACAAAGCUCAAAUCGAGUCAAUGGUGCGAAAUUCCGGCAUCAAGAACUGGACCAUUCUGCGACCUGCAUUUCUCAUGAACAACUAUCACCAGCCUACGGCGUCUCACAUGUUUCCUGACCUGGUCCAGAAACGAGUCUUUCUUACGGCAUACAAUCCCGAUAGUGGGAUGACAGUCGUUGAUCCCGGUGACGUUGGGAAAUUUGCAGCGGCUGCAAUUAUUGACCCUCAGUCUUUCAACACUCAUGAAGUCGACCUGGGUGUUGAGUCUCUUACACCGGUUCAGAUUGUUCGGGAGCUCAGCCGAGUUAGUGGGGCGAAUAUUAGUCUCCAGUUCUACAGCGACCAGGAGGCAAAAGACCUUGCUUUGCGAAACCCUGUCAUAAAUGCUCAACUGUGGUCAAAUGAAGUUGGGUACCAAGUCGAUUUCAAUAAACUGGAUAAGUAUCCAAUUAAUUUAACCAGAUUUGCAGAAUACCUUAAAAAGCAUCGAGAUGAGGUUUUACAGACAUUUAAUUAA